Messenger RNA from Cercocebus atys (sooty mangabey), 999 nucleotides. It is a transcript of the gene POMP, whose product is annotated as proteasome maturation protein. Gene Ontology annotation, cellular component: nucleus; cytoplasm. Bases 178 to 603 code for a protein of 141 amino acids. The transcript is spliced from 6 exons. Gene Ontology annotation, biological process: proteasome assembly. The record is from RefSeq and is a predicted model, not a curated record. Lineage: Eukaryota; Metazoa; Chordata; Mammalia; Primates; Cercopithecidae.
AAGCGUGGGAGCCUCGGCCCCGCGCAGCUCCCUCCAGCGUCCCGCGCCCUCCUUCCUUCCUCGCCCGGACGGACGCACUUCCGGCGGAUGUGGGGGGGCAGCCCUCGGAAACGGAAGUGAGCAGCGGGGUCGACUGACGGUAACUGGGCAGAGAGGCUGUUCGCAGAGCUGCUGAAGAUGAAUGCCAGGGGACUUGGAUCUGAGCUCAAGGACAGUAUUCCAGUUACUGAACUUUCAGCGAGUGGACCUUUUGAAAGUCAUGAUCUUCUUCGGAAAGGUUUUUCUUGUGUGAAAAAUGAACUUUUGCCUAGUCAUCCUCUUGAAUUAUCAGAAAAAAAUUUCCAGCUCAACCAAGAUAAAAUGAAUUUUUCCACACUGAGAAACAUUCAGGGUCUAUUUGCUCCACUAAAAUUACAGAUGGAAUUCAAGGCAGUGCAGCAGGUUCAGCGUCUUCCAUUUCUUUCAAGCUCAAAUCUUUCAUUGGAUAUUUUGAGGGGUAAUGAUGAGACUAUUGGAUUUGAGGAUAUUCUUAAUGAUCCAUCACAAAGUGAAGUCAUGGGAGAGCCACACUUGAUGGUGGAAUAUAAACUCGGUUUACUGUAGUAGUGUGCUGUUCACGGAAACUGAGGGCUGCAUCUUGUUUAUAGUCGUCUUUGUACUGUAAUUUGAUGUACACAACAUUAAAAGUACUGACACCUGAGAAUUUCUGCUCAAGUAGCAUCAGUGAUCAUUUAAAAUUUGGGGACAUCUUUGGUUUACAGCCAUGUGACAAUUAAAAGCACUAAAGGGGGAUCAUGUUAAAGCUCUUAAAUUAUAUUAAAACAAUAGCCUUUGUCUUUAAAAAAAAUGUUGCUCAUGAAUAUUAUAAAAUGAUCUACAGGUUUCAAUUCAACCUGCUUUCUAAGUUUUCUGUAAACUUAGUUUUGAAUAAGCAUAAGCAUUUGAGUCUGUAAACUUUGUAGUAGCAUCUUUCAGAAUAAACAUUUUUAAUUGAUUUCA